This is a messenger RNA of Gilbertella persicaria, 455 nucleotides long. RefSeq lists its product as uncharacterized. NCBI's taxonomy places the organism in Eukaryota, Fungi, Mucoromycota, Mucoromycetes, Mucorales, Choanephoraceae. The transcript is spliced from 2 exons. The record is from RefSeq and is a predicted model, not a curated record. The annotation marks the transcript as partial.
AAGCGGAAAAAGAAAGGGAAUAAGUCCGGAAAGAAGGAUAAAGGAAAGAGAAAAAUGACACCGAAAACAACAGAAACAAGAGAAAGCAAUUUCUUUCAGUACAAACAGAAGGUACCACUGAUAGUAUUUGGUAGUGGCAUGUUUGGGAAGGACCAUGCGAAGAUGAAAACGGUCCGGACUGGUGUCACUGGUCUUCUAUACAGAACGUUGAAAAGAAGAGAGAGGGCUGGUGACUUACUCGUUGUGGACAUUGAUGGAUAUUUGACGUCCCAAAUAUGUUCCGAAUGUGAAAGUAGAACUUUGGGUGGUACUAGUGGUGCCCACAGCAAUAGUGUUCUCGUUUGCAAGACGUGCAGAACAUUAUGGCAGCGUGACAUCAACGCUAGUUUGAAUAUGAUGAACAUUGCCAAGUCAAUUUGGAAGCGUGAAAGCUGUCCAGAACGAUUCAAGAAAAA